Messenger RNA from Lodderomyces margitis, 4380 nucleotides. Its product is annotated as ubiquitin-protein ligase. The record is from RefSeq and is a predicted model, not a curated record. Gene Ontology annotation, cellular component: RQC complex; cytosol. The transcript has a single exon. NCBI's taxonomy places the organism in Eukaryota, Fungi, Ascomycota, Pichiomycetes, Serinales, Debaryomycetaceae. Bases 1 to 4380 code for a protein of 1459 amino acids. Gene Ontology annotation, biological process: rescue of stalled cytosolic ribosome; ribosome-associated ubiquitin-dependent protein catabolic process. Gene Ontology annotation, molecular function: ubiquitin protein ligase activity; zinc ion binding; ribosomal large subunit binding.
AUGGAACCCAGCAGCGAAGGAUUCACGGGAAACUUAGGAUACAAGGAACUAGAUGUUACCCUAAAUUACUUCACCAAUCAGCCUGAUGUCCUGUCUGUUUCCAACGCAGAACUUGCGAUAAUAUUCAAAUCAUUAAGCAAGAAAGACCCUAAAACAAAAGAAAAGGCUCUUAACGAUCUUCUUUCAGUCAUUGAAAAAGAGUCGAUAAAUUUUGAUGAUUUGGCUGUAAUUUGUUGGGUCAAGCUCUAUCCUAAGAUUGCCCUCGACAAUUUUAAAGAUGUGAGGAUCAUGACUCAUCAAAUUCAAGGCACGCUCUUGAAAGUGCUUGGUUCAAAAAGGUAUGGCAAGUACUUGAAAAUCACGAUGCCUAUUUGGUUAAUGGGUGUCAAAGACCCCGAUAAGAAUGUGGCCAGAACAGCAACCAGGCUUUUACUUGACAACUUUCAGGGUGAUGAAACCAAGUUUGAAAAAGUUUGGGAGAUUUUUGAGGACCAAAUUUUAAACUUGAUCGGUUCGGUUGUCACUAUUGAAACUCCAGAAACUUUAUCCGAUCCUCGAUACGUGUCAGAGUCUGAAAUUCAAAUCAAGUAUGACCGUGUGUUAAUGGUGUGUAUCGAGAUGCUUUUGCAAGUUUUCAAGGGUUCUUCUCAAAGCGUCUCGUCCAUUGAAUCAAUUUUGGUACUGGAAGUUAUAUGGGAGAGAUUAAUCUACAGCGUGAAGGAAGAUUCAAUGAACUUAGCGUUGUUUAAAUGUAUAUUGACCUUGAUUUUGAGCGUUUUUUCCAAAGAGAACCAUCUUUUGGAAUCAAUGGACUACAAACCGUUGUAUAAAACAGUCUCAAAGGCAAUAAUGAAAGUUAAAUUUGGGAAAAGCAAGCCUGGAAUCAUAUACUCAACAGUGAUUCUCCCGUUUUGGCAAGUCUUGAUUCAACUCGCGAGAUUUUCAAAACGUAAUGAGUUAAGCAAAUCGAUUUGGGAUAUGGGUGGUAGCAAGAGUAUUACAAGGCUACACAGCUAUAUUCGUCUAGGACCGUGUGAUCUGGAUCCUAUAUAUUAUGACUUUGUUGCUGUUGUGAUGAAUGAUUUGAAGCAGGGCAGUCUGAAAAUAAUCGACUUUAAUGACACAGAAGAAGCACUGUUCUUUACAAAGACAUUUAUGGAGCAAUUUGAAAAGGUUCGUGAGAACUUCAAACUGUCUUGUUUGCGUUGUGCAGUGAGAGUGUUGGAUUUAUUCGAUGUGGAUAAAGUUGAAAAUAUGACUACGAUAAUAAGGUCCGUAUUGAACGGAAAGAAAAUACGACUCCAGUCAAACAUUAAAGAGAUGAACUCCCUGUUUCAAGACUUUAAAAACAAACCAUUAUUGAAAGAAUGCCUAACCAAGGUACAGGAAGAGAUAAAGAGGCAUCUUGGUGAUGAAAUAUACACCGAAAGUUAUUUAAUCCGUUUCAAUGAAUUGUUAAAAGCACUGGAUCUCAAAGAUGAAGGUAUAGACAUGAUUGAAUACGCAAUUGAACAAUUUAAUACGCAGCAAGUGGAUGCCAAUACAGUUACACGCUGCGUCAUUGCAUAUUUGGCGGUGAAUGAUGAUAUCACUCCACCGUUGAAAACAUUCAUUAAACAGCUACCAGAGCAUUUAGAAGGUAUCAAUGACACUUCAACGCAGUUGUUGAAAGAUGUAGUAUCAAAGAAAAUUUUAGCAGAUGAAGACUUGAUUCCCUUGAUAAACCAGUCCUUUGCAAAUAUUUCCUUAAUCAAUCCUGAUAAUAGAGACGGUUUUAUCAAAUUAUUGGGUCUUGAUUUUGGUGAAUCAGAGUACCCUGAAAUCUACCUGUACUUACGUGAGAGUUCACGGGGACUGGCUGAACCAGAAUAUUUGGAAAAAUUGUUAACCUCUCGUGACGAGAAGGCUUUGCGUGAAGUUAUUGCCAAUUUGAAUGAGCAAUCGUGUCUCGCUUUUAUUUCAGCUGUUGCAAAGACCAGCUCGCUUGCAUUUGUGAUCGAGUUAGGAAUUGAUAAUGUGAUACGUUCAGCAUGGAGCAACGUGAAACCACUGGUGCAAUUUUUGAGAGCUUUAAGACAAUUUGAGGAUGUUUAUUCUAAAUCGUUGGUGGAUUACCUCAAAAACUGUUCAAUUGAAACCAACUUUGACGAUAUAGCGGAGGUCGUUAAAGAGGGACCACUUCCUUAUGAUCUUUUUGAACGAGAAUUGAAAGAAUCAAUAAACCAAAUAGAACCAUUUGAGAUUGCAAUUGCAAAUGCAUUAGAGCUGGCAGUAUACUUGUGUAAAUAUGGUUCAAAGAGGAUGCUGAGUGAUGUACCCGUUUUGGCAAAAUUUAUAAUCCAACUAGAUGAUGCAGAACCUAAAUGGCAGGUAUUGACUUUGGUCGCCAAGGAAAUCGUGUCAGAUUAUAUCAUUACCAGUGAAAUCACGAUAGAGGAGGAAAGCAUCUUGAUGGAAAUUGUUGGUAAUUUUUCACAUAGAAAAUGCACAGAAAACAUUGAAGAGCUCAUAAAUGAUGUCAAUGGCAAUGAUCCGUUGGCAUUGGCAACUAAUGGCGAUGACAUCUACUCUUUUUACGCAUCCCGGGUUUUGUCAAAGAUUGUUGAGAAUGCGUCUGAAUGCAUGAGUACCCUGCAGUUUGAAUCUUUAAAAAUCAAUUACGUUCAAUUGCUAAAACAUCCAUUGAAAUGUGUGGCAUUCACAAGUGGUAUCAAAAACUUUUUAGGAUCAUCAACAUUAGAUCGAGCUAGAAAUUAUGCCUUUUCGGAGAUAUUGGCAGUUAAGGCAGAGAAAGAUAUCACUACCAUAGGAUUGAAGUGGAUCACCAUGCUCAUUUCUUUUCUCAAUCAAGAGGCGGAUUUGAAAAAUGUUUUCCCUGGUGUUAAAUUAUCAAUGGUUUUGAAACAGAUUGAUGACUGGUUUGAUUCAUCAAUAGCGUAUGAUCCCGGAUUUAUUGACAUGAGGAUUCAAGCUCUUAUUUUCCUUGGCCGUUUAGUUGUGAUUGAAGAAACCUUACCUGAUAUCUACUACGACUUGGUAAACAAAAUCAUUGGUGAUAACCUUGACAUGGCAGAUGACAGGGUGGACUUGAAGUACUACACUUUAAAAGUAUAUGCCAAUAUCUUGAAAUACAACCCAAGUGAUGGUUUGGAGUUACAAGAUGAGAGGAUGAUUGAGUUGCUCACCACUACCACAGACGAUAACCCUAACCAAGUUGCCUCGUUAGUAGAAUCUGUUUUGGAGAGAGCUUUGCAGCUUUCUAAUAUAUCCACCAACCUCAUCAAAAACUCUCGUGAUCAAUUCUUGAAAGUGCUUUCCAAAUCUGGUUCGAUCACAAAACAAACCCGCAGUACCUAUUAUUUGGAAAAAUUGUUUAAAGAAGAAAAAGACGAUUUUGUGAUUGAAUAUCAACUUUCUAAAGAUGAGAAUAAGAAGGCAGAAUUACCUCCCACCCUCAUGGAAAUUGUGGAGAGAUUCCAAGUAGAUCUGACUGCUGAUGUAUUCAGAUAUAUGUUGGCAUGGCUUUUAAUUACUGCCUUUUUCAAAGAUGUGACCUUAGCCAUUAAAAAUGAUUAUUUAAACGAGGUGCUAGAAGGUAAGGAUUUCCAAACACUUUUGUAUUACAUUUUCGACCAUGUUGACUUGGAUAACAAGUUCUUAACUACAUUAUCAAUUGAUGAUGUUUUAGAGUACCAGGUUAAUGAAGUGCUCAAAGCUCGCGAUUUGAAUGAGGAGUUGAAACUACUUUCCCUCCAUAUUUACUACAAAUGUCUCAAAUAUUGUGGGUUCCAGGUUCAGCUUUGGUUUCGAGAAAUCAAGGACAAGCAACUUCAAAUGAAGGUUGAAAGAAUUACAAGCAAAUACUUAUCUCCGCCAUUGAUCAAGGAGAUUUUGGAGCAGGUGGAGAAGGAUAAACAAAAGCUUUUACAGAAAGAAGAUAAUUUGUCCAUCAAGGUGAAUCGUAAUGAAAUCAAAACGUCUUACCUCGUUGAUGACCAAAAACUCGAGAUGGUUGUUAAAGUUCCUACUCAUUAUCCAUUGGAAAAUGUAAUCAUCGACGGACCUGCAAGAGUUGGAGUCAAGGAAAGCAGAUGGAAAGCUUGGUUAUUAGCUUCACAAAAACUCAUUUCCUUACAAAACGGUUCAAUCAGUGAUGCUAUUGAACUCUUCUGUAAAAACAUUAAUUUGCACUUUUCUGGAUUUGAAGAUUGUGCAAUUUGUUAUUCAAUUUUGCAUCAGGACUUGUCGUUACCGUCAAAGACGUGUCAAACAUGUAACAACAAAUUCCAUGCCGCUUGUUUAUACAAAUGGUUCAAGAGUUCAGGAAAUUCAACUUGUCCCUUGUGUCGAUCACCUUUUAACUUUAAAACGAGAAGCUAA